CUCUACAAUGACGGAUUGACCUAUCACGAAUUUUUCAAGCCGUAAAUUUGAAUCCCGCGACAAAGAUAACCGACAUGGAAAGGUUCUUUUGGGCAGGACUCCCGUGACUAGUCAUAGAAUACCUCCAUGGUCUAUACUGUCUCCGAGAUUGGCUCCCAUCGCCACCAUUGACAGGACACAGGUUGAGCAGCUAGUGGGAUUAAAGGGAACAUCUAAUUAAGUGGCGCCGCCAUUGUUAUCAUUGUUCGAUUAAACUAAAAUACCAUCUGUAGCAUUGACAAGUCACAAUUUCACGGGGAAGGAAAAAAGAAAAGAGCAUACGGGCAAACAAAGAGAAUCAACUAAUAUAAUAAUCAUGCACUCAAGGUGUUUGAUUUAAUGUGUCAACGACGAUUACGUGGAUAUUUUCAGGGAUAUUUCGUCUUCAAACAUGUGGGUAAACGAUGGUUUACAAUCUAUAUUGAAGAUCCAGAAGUUCCGAAGAAUUGUGUCCUACACUGGGUUCUAUUGCUUUGUGACGCUCGUGAGCUAUGCUUACACAAGCAAUACAACGAGAGCUGGGUACUCCAGAGGCGAUCAAUUCUAUGCUUCUUAUCCAGCUGGAACUGAGCUGCUAACUGAUACUGCUAAGUUGUAUAAAGCUGCACUUGGCAAUUGUUUUGAAGAGGAAGAUUGGGGACCAAUUGAAUUUUGUAUCAUGGCUAAACACUUUGAGCGCCAAGGGAAAUCACCAUAUGCAUAUCAUUCUCAAUACAUGGCACACCUUCUCUCUCUUGGUCAACUAGAUGGAAGUGGCUAGCAAUUUGAUGGAAGUGGUUGGCAGCAGAAAAAGAUUAGCCCCAUUGCAGGAUGAAUGAGCGGAAAAAUAUUUUUUUUCAUGGCAAUAUUUGGAAGGCAUUUGAUGUUGAUGAUGAAGAAUAAGAGAUUAUAUUCAGCUUAUUGUGCCUGCUAGGGUCCUCUAGGAAAUUUUUGUUUAGAAAUAAGAGCUGCAACUAAUUGGCAUCUUUUUAUUUAUUUAUUAUUUUUUUCAUAUUGAACUUUUGUGUCUGAGAUAUUCCGAACUGGAUCUGGCUGAUCAUAUUCCAAAAUGGUUAAUUCUCUAGCUUUUUGAUUAA
Molecule: messenger RNA, 1115 nt
Organism: Malania oleifera
Lineage: Eukaryota; Viridiplantae; Streptophyta; Magnoliopsida; Santalales; Ximeniaceae
Exons: 5
Coding region: 431-799 (122 amino acids)
Source: RefSeq, a predicted model, not a curated record